Trichoderma atroviride IMI 206040 is the source of this 1233-nucleotide messenger RNA. The record is from RefSeq and is a predicted model, not a curated record. NCBI's taxonomy places the organism in Eukaryota, Fungi, Ascomycota, Sordariomycetes, Hypocreales, Hypocreaceae.
AUGGACAUGAAUAUCCCACGAUCAGAGAUAGGCCUUCUGGCUGAUGAAAUCAUGGAGCAAGUUGCAAAAUGGGAAACUUAUGGCGAGCAAUCCGGGACAUCGCUGCCAUCUGUCAGUUUCGACACUCGUACUCCAGUCUUGACGGUCCAUACUCCAGAUGAUGUCCUUGAAGCCAGGGAAAAGAUCAUAGAGUCGGCAUUCAAGCUGCUCCAGUUAGCAGCAGGCCCCUCCAAGUUCGCCUCAAUUGCAAUAUCUUAUUCCCAAACUAUUAUGGCCCUUAAAUGGCUGUUCCACUUCAAUAUUUUCGAUCUUGUCCCCGAAGAGCCGAUUGGAUAUGAUGCACUGGCAGUGUCUGCGAAUGUCCCAGUCUUUGAGCUCAAGCGGAUGCUACGACUUGUCAUGGCCAGCUACAUAUUUUCUGAGCAGGUGGAUGAAACGGUGCAACACAAUACAAUCUCGAGGGCAUUUGCUCAUGACGAAAACAUGAGACGGGGCAUCCCCUUCUUCUGCGACGUCGUCAUACCAGCUGCAGCAAGAAUGGAGGACGCAACAAUUCGCUGGCCUGGCUCGGAGGAUUCAGAUGAGACCGCUCGCAACAUAGCUCUAAACGAUGACUUGCCCUUUGAUGAAUAUCUGACUGAGUGCAACCAAGCUGAGGGAUACACUCGUCUGAUGAAGCUUCUUGGCAGCGAGCCUUUUCGACAGAAUGUCUACUCGGCUAAUGUUGUUCAAGGAUUCGAUUGGGCAAGUCUACCUAGGGAUUCACUGGUUGUGGAUGGUCCCGAGGAUAAACUUGACAUCAUGAAAGAUUUUGUCAGAAUGAGAAACCCAGGGCUCUUGACCCAAAUCAACUUCUGCCCCCACAACUUCUACGGGGAGGAGCUCAUCCACUCAGCUCGAGUGUAUCUUCUUGCCGGCACUCUUGAGAAUCUACCCGAUGACGACGUCAGAGAGAUAUUGAGAUGUGUCUCAAGCGUCAUGGCGCCCACAUCAACAAUGGUAAUCGUUGAUUCGGUACUGCUGGAGCCAGAUGAUGAAGAAUCAAUGGCAGCGCAGAGGGAAAGUCGAUGCCGCGAUAUGACCAUAAGACAGUUGCAUAACUCUGGCGCCAGAACAUUGCUUGAAUGGUCAGACCUUAUUACCAGCGUUGACGAUGGCAAAAAAUUUGACAUCUUUUGGGCGAUGUGGGGUGAAUUUGAGGGCGUGAUGAUGAAUGCUGCAGCUGGAGUGUAG